UGGGAGGGGCAUCCGGAAUCUCUCCGGGUCAGUUCUGCUGCUGCUGCCGACGCCGCCGCCGUCAUGGCUGCCUCGGAGCCCAGCUACUCUCGCUUGUCUCUCGAGGAUGACUUCAACUACGGCACCAGCGUGGCUUCGGCCAGCGUCCACAUCCGAAUGGGUUUUCUGCGGAAAGUCUACAGCAUUGUUUUUCUUCAAGUUCUCUUAACUACUGUGACAUCAGCAACUUUUAUGUACUUUAAUAACAUACAGAUCUUUAUAUCUAAAAGCCCUGCAUUGAUGUUGGUGUCUCUCCUUGGAUCUUUGGGUUUGAUUCUGGCAUUGAUGUUAUACAGGCAUAAACAUCCUAUUAACUUGUACCUGCUCUUUGGAUUUACACUUUUGGAAUCUUUGACUGUUGGUAUAGCAGUGACAUUCUAUGAUGUGUAUGUUGUUCUACAAGCUUUUAUGUUGACUACUGCAGUAUUUUUCGGUUUGACUGUAUACACUUUACAAUCCAAGAGAGAUUUCAGCAAAUUUGGAGCGGGACUUUUCGCCUUUUUGUUUGUCUUGCUCUUGUCAGGAUUCUUGAGGUUCUUCUAUGAUAAUGAGUUGGUGGAGGUAAUCUUUUCUGCAAUGGGAGCUCUUCUGUUCUGUGGAUUCAUCAUUUAUGAUACUCAUCUACUGAUGCACAAACUGUCCCCUGAAGAGUAUAUAUUGGCUGCCAUCAACCUCUACUUGGAUAUCAUCAAUCUGUUCCUGCACCUAUUGCGUUUAUUAGAAGCAUUUAAUAAAAAGUGAUUGAGAACAAUAAAGUGUUUGAUAAAUACUGA
This is a messenger RNA of Vombatus ursinus (common wombat), 812 nucleotides long. It is a transcript of the gene TMBIM4, whose product is annotated as transmembrane BAX inhibitor motif containing 4. Gene Ontology annotation, biological process: negative regulation of apoptotic process. The transcript is spliced from 7 exons. Bases 64 to 780 code for a protein of 238 amino acids. Lineage: Eukaryota; Metazoa; Chordata; Mammalia; Diprotodontia; Vombatidae. The record is from RefSeq and is a predicted model, not a curated record. Gene Ontology annotation, cellular component: membrane.